GCUCCCGGCACCCUGUGCCCUCCUCCAGCGAUGCUACGAGUGCUCUGGUUUCCUGUGCUCCUGGGGUGUGUCACUGCAGGAUCGGAGCCGAGUGACAAAUCAAACAUCCACUCCAGAGCGGGGCAGGACGUCACGCUCAGCUGCAGGUUCAAGCUGUCCUCAGACUUUGUGCUGAACAGACUCCGCAUCCACUGGCACGUCUUCCGAGACGAGGAGGGCUCUGUGGUGCACAGCUACUACGAUGGGGCCGACAGGCUGCAGGACCAGGAGGUGGAGUUCAAGGGUCGGACGAAGCUCUUUCUCCAAGAGCUCAGCAAGGGGGUGGCCUCCCUGAACCUCACCCAGGUGCGGCCGUCGGACAGCGGGGAAUACAGGUGCAUCAUCGUGAACAGCCAGGAUGUGGUCAUUGGGAGCAUCAUCCUCCAUGUGUCAGCGCCAUACGAACCCCCCCAGAUCACACUCCUUUCCUGGGAGGAGGGCGAGAUGACCCUGCAGUGCAAGUCCCGGGGGGGCUAUCCUGAGGCUGAAAUAACAUGGCACGAUGGGAACGGAAACCAGCUGAACCAGUCGGAGCCGACAGAACUUCGUCGGAGCAGUGAGGGCGUGUUCGAGGUGCAGAGCCGCCUGGCAGUGACCGGCCCUGAGGACAGCGCCUUCUGCUGCUCUCUGAUCCACGCCCCCUUUAAUCAGAACCUGAGCGUCUGUGAGAGAGUUACAGGUAACAGUGACAAGCCUCGGCCAGCGCUGGGUGCACCCUCCCUGAUACACGGGGUAGACAGAGCACCGCAGACAUGCAGCCACCUCUGGGGUGGAAGGCGGUAGCUGUUCUGCAGCACACAGCAAGGCAGGGAAGGGUUUCAUUUGGGCACAGGAUCAAACUUUGGCUUGUCUGAAAGUUGCCAGACAAUUUAACCUCGGCCCACAGCAAACGGCACCUUGGGGGUUGCAGGCUGCGUCUGGAAGGAAAAACCAGGAUGCAGUGAGCUCCUGGGACUCCGUUUUCCUCUGUGAUGGGCUGAGCUGAUGCUGCCAGGAAUCAAGGCUGGUUUGCUGUGAGAAGAGGCAUUUUUACAC
Mauremys mutica (yellowpond turtle) is the source of this 1074-nucleotide messenger RNA. Its product is annotated as CD276 antigen-like. The transcript has 3 exons. Bases 31 to 822 code for a protein of 263 amino acids. The record is from RefSeq and is a predicted model, not a curated record. Gene Ontology annotation, cellular component: external side of plasma membrane. NCBI's taxonomy places the organism in Eukaryota, Metazoa, Chordata, Testudines, Geoemydidae. Gene Ontology annotation, biological process: immune response; positive regulation of T cell proliferation; cellular response to lipopolysaccharide.